Pelobates fuscus (common spadefoot toad) is the source of this 2658-nucleotide messenger RNA. It is a transcript of the gene ANP32E, whose product is annotated as acidic nuclear phosphoprotein 32 family member E. Gene Ontology annotation, biological process: regulation of apoptotic process. Gene Ontology annotation, cellular component: nucleus. Gene Ontology annotation, molecular function: phosphatase inhibitor activity; histone binding. The record is from RefSeq and is a predicted model, not a curated record. The coding region runs from base 212 to 1003 and encodes 263 amino acids. The transcript is spliced from 7 exons. Lineage: Eukaryota; Metazoa; Chordata; Amphibia; Anura; Pelobatidae.
GGCGUUUCCCUGUGAGGGGAUGCCCGUGCAGUGUAAUGGAGUCUCAGUUGGUGUUCGGCCAUUGAGGGAGCAGGGAGACCUGCGGAGAGCGGACCGGGCGGCCCCAUACCGGCUUCCAUUCGGCGUGUGACGCGUGUUUUCUCCCCGUGAGUCCAUUCCCCCCGGUGUGGCCCCAGCUCCCCGCUGUGUGUGGCCCCCAGGAGCCCCGAACAUGGAGAUGAAGAAGCGGAUCACCCUGGAGCUAAGAAACCGCUCCCCGGCUGAGGUGACAGAGUUGGUAUUGGACAAUUGUCGGUCCAGCGAGAUUGAAGGGUUGAGCGAUGGCUACAAAGAGCUUGAGUUUCUUAGCAUGGCCAACGUAGAGCUGACCUCUCUUGCAAAACUCCCCAAACUGCCUAAACUCCGUAAAUUAGAGCUCAGUGAUAACAGCAUUUCUGGUGGCCUGGAUGUACUGGCAGAAAGGUGUCCUAACCUUACUUACCUCAACUUGAGUGGAAACAAGAUUAAGGAUCUGAGCACAGUGGAAGCCCUUACAAAUUUAAAAAAUUUAAAGAGCUUGGACCUUUUCAACUGUGAGGUCACAAACCUUGACGAUUACAGAGAAAAUAUCUUCCAGCGGCUUCCACAGAUCACGUACCUGGAUGGGUUUGAUCAGGACGAUAAUGAGGCUCCCGACUCUGAAGAGGAUGAGGAUGAUGAAGAAGUGGAAGGCUAUGAGGAUGAAGAGGAUGAAGCUGGGCCUCCAGGUGAAUAUGAAGAGGAAGAUGAUGACGAGGCUGAAUCAGAUUUAGGAGAAGAGGAGGAGGAGGAGGAGGAAGAAGUUGGGCUGUCCUAUUUAAUGAAAGAUGAAAUUCAUGAUGAGGAAGACGACGAUGAUUAUGUUGAAGAUGGUGGCGAAGGAGAGGAAGACGAGGAGGAAGAAGAUGAAGAGGAAGCUGCUGCUGACCAGGGAGAAAAGAGGAAACGGGACCCCGAAGAUGAAGGGGAUGAAGAUGAAGAUUAAAGCAAUUUUGUGUGUGUGUGAAGUGUGAAAGACUAGGACCAGUCCCUUUUCUGAGCCCUGGGGUUGAUGCUAGAAUACAGAUCUGUAUGUCUUUACAUGUAAAAUAGAUGUCCCUACAGAAUUUAACAUGUAACUUUUUAUAGGAAAGCUGUGGUUUUACAAUUUUUGUGCCCUUUUUAUCAUUCCAAAUAAGAUGUAAGAUCCUCUUAGUAAUCUAUAGAAAUGUCCUUCUUGCCCACAUGUAAUGCAAUCCCUGUUCUGGAGGGCUUCCCCAUCAUGCAUUGCAGGCUUGUUUGGGAAUUACAGCAUUUGUCAUUGGUGUUCAGAUGUGAAGUGUUUUUUUCCCCUUAUAACUUAAAGGUUUAAAAAAACAACAAAAAAAAAAACAACAUAAAGACUAUGCUGAAUGACUUCUGGACACCACAAUGAUGCUUUAUACUUAUGGGGCUGCCCCAUUGUAGUUUAAUGCAUUUGACACAAAAUGUGUGGUUCUAGCACCCUUUAUUUUAUUUGUUUAGGCAGGGUAUGCUUCAGCUCUUAAACUUUUUUGGCUGUCAUUGCCGUUGAUUUUAAUAGGUAAAUUUCUUAUCUUUGCGAUAAAAAGGUUUGAUAUUUUGGAGUUACUCACUAACCAAUGCAUUAACCAAUGCAUUGCUCUCCCAACUCCAUCGAAUGCUGGCCCUGUUUAGACUAUUAAUCACUGCUGGCAAUCAGUCUAAAAAUGAUUAGAAUGAGAUCCACAUAGGUAAAAUAUCUAUGAAAUGCUCUGUGUACUAAAAUGUACUUUUUAUUUUAACCCUUCAAACUCGAGAUGUGAGCUAUUUAAAAUACAUGCUUUGGCAAUCACUCAUUUUAUUAUGAAAGCCUAAAUAAACAGAAGACUCUUGCCAUGCCCAAACCAUGUAUUCAUCUUGCUGACUCAUUUGAAUCUGAAUUAUCCUCACUCCCUUGUGUUGGCAAACACACCAUUACUCCCUGGAAUAGAUCUCUACAUGCUGGCGGGCAGCAAACGAAAACGGCUGCCUUACAAUUCAUGUGCUGCCGGUAUGAGCGCAGUUCAUUCAGAAAGGAUCACAAACUGCAUUGAUUACAUUUAGAGCCAACGCUUUCUAAACGAUUUAUCAGCUCGCAGAUGUGUCGGUAAAAUGCAGUUGAUCUGAUGGAGCUCGGCUCUUGCUUAUUUAGCUGCCAACAUGAGUUUACUCUGCCAGCUUCUUUCAUUAUCUUAUUUUUGGUAUUUUCCUCAUUGCGCAGAUGCUUACCCUUUUUAUAUAAAACAUUCAGUGUAUUAAGGCAAUAUUUUUUUUAUUCUGUCUCUAGGAAAGCUAAUCAUGAUGGUGUAACUGUGGGAUCAUAAUAUGAACGGUGCAUUGAGAAUGGAUGAUUAUUUUUGUUUGCACCCAGUGAUUAUCUACAAAUGUUGUCCUAUCAUCUGGCAUUAUAUCAGCAGCUAUUGUUUAACCCUUUCUAUUAUGAAGUUGGGGGACGGUAGGACACCACCUGAAUCUUAGGGUGUCCUGGAAAGUAAAGCUUGUAUUUUUGUUUCAGUACAUGUAGAUGGCCCAUUAUUUAAUGGAAAUUAAAAUUCUGCUUGGACACAAACUACAUUUUACCUAAUAAUGAAGCUACAAAUAUAUAAUAUACCAUCACACUCA